UCGAGUAUCCCAAAUCCCACUGCUCCCGUCGCUCUCGCCGCCCUCCGCCGCGCCUCCCACCAAUCACCACGCGCGCCGGCCGCGGCGGCGCGCCGCCUCACACGCCACACGAUGAUUCGGCGGGCGUUCCGGCACCUGGCGCGGCGGAUGCUGAGCAACGUGCCGGAGUCGACAGUAUACGGCGGGCCGCGGCCGCAGGAGCCGUCGGCGGGGGCGCGGCGCGUGACGGUGACGACGCUCCGCGGGAAGCACCGCCGCGGGGAGCCCAUCACCGUCGUCACCGCCUACGACUACCCGUCCGCGGUGCACGUCGACUCGGCAGGGAUCGACGUCUGCCUCGUGGGGGACUCGGCGGCCAUGGUCGUGCACGGCCACGACACCACGCUCCCCAUCUCGCUCGACGUCAUGCUCGAGCACUGCCGCGCCGUCGCGCGCGGCGCCACCAGGCCGCUCCUCGUCGGCGACCUCCCCUUCGGGUGCUACGAGUCCUCCUCCACGCAGGCUGUUGAUUCUGCGGUGAGAGUGCUAAAGGAAGGUGGAAUGGACGCAAUCAAGCUGGAAGGAGGUGCACCCUCAAGAAUCAGUGCUGCUAAGGCUAUUGUGGAGGCUGGAAUCGCUGUAAUGGGGCAUGUUGGGCUCACGCCGCAGGCUAUUAGUGUUCUUGGUGGAUUUCGACCACAGGGGAAGACGGUUGAUAGUGCUGUAAAGGUUGUGGAGACAGCACUUGCUUUGCAGGAGGUUGGUUGCUUCUCAGUUGUGUUGGAGUGUGUGCCAGCUCCUGUGGCAGCUGCUGCAACAUCAGCGUUGCAAAUCCCAACCAUUGGAAUUGGUGCCGGACCAUUCUGCAGUGGGCAGGUCUUAGUUUACCAUGACUUGUUAGGGAUGAUGCAGCAUCCACAUCAUGCCAAGGUGACACCAAAAUUCUGCAAACAAUUUGGUAACGUCGGCCAUGUCAUCAACAAGGCCCUGUCUGAGUAUAAGCAGGAAGUGGAAACCCGGGCUUUCCCAGGUCCCAGCCACACGCCAUACAAGAUCACCGCAACGGAUGUGGACGGCUUCGCGAACGCGCUACAGAAGAUGGGCUUGGACGAGGCUGCAAAUGCUGCAGCUGCCGCAGCGGAAAAUGCAGAGAACAAAUGAUUUUUUUUUUCCUUUUUGGCUGUUGGCUUCGAGCAUCGAAGCUGGAUCUACAUUGCAAGAAGGAAGCGGUAAUCUGUUGAGCUUGCACUGCACAAUGGCGGGUAUAUCUCGAUGCAAUCCUGCCAAGGCCUCAGGGGUGAAAUGAUGCUGAAAACGCCAGCAUACUGUUUGGACAAUCCUUCUCAUAUCUUAAAAGGAGUUUUACGUGGAAUGUAUCUCUGGGAAUAGCAUCUGUUUGGUGCCUGCGUUCCAUUGAUAAGCACUGGAUGUCCCAGGCAAAUAUUUACCAACAAUUUAACGCUGAUAAGAUGAACAUGCUGUUAA
Messenger RNA from Oryza brachyantha (malo sina), 1464 nucleotides. Its product is annotated as 3-methyl-2-oxobutanoate hydroxymethyltransferase 1, mitochondrial. The coding region runs from base 112 to 1140 and encodes 342 amino acids. Gene Ontology annotation, biological process: pantothenate biosynthetic process. The record is from RefSeq and is a predicted model, not a curated record. The transcript has 5 exons. Gene Ontology annotation, cellular component: mitochondrion. Lineage: Eukaryota; Viridiplantae; Streptophyta; Magnoliopsida; Poales; Poaceae. Gene Ontology annotation, molecular function: magnesium ion binding; 3-methyl-2-oxobutanoate hydroxymethyltransferase activity.